This is a messenger RNA of Drosophila mojavensis, 2661 nucleotides long. RefSeq lists its product as uncharacterized. The transcript has 2 exons. The coding region runs from base 88 to 1170 and encodes 360 amino acids. NCBI's taxonomy places the organism in Eukaryota, Metazoa, Arthropoda, Insecta, Diptera, Drosophilidae. The record is from RefSeq and is a predicted model, not a curated record.
AAAAGAAAACAAUUUGAAAAAAAAUAAUAGACACAACGAAAAUCAAAAGAGAAGCAGAGCAACAAGAACAGUUAGACAACAACGAAAAUGAAUUCCAAAGUCAAUUCGCUGGAGGAGAAAGUGAAACUGCCGCCAACGGAGACAAUAAGCCGUUGCUAUCAGCCGCAGCAGAGCAACCGUAAGGUCAUACGCAUCCUAACGGUAGCCGUCUAUGUGCUGUGCGUAUCGCUGGCGGCCAUCAUGCUAUCGCUCUACUAUAUUUUCAUAUGGGAUCCGACCAUACGGCCCUUCGUCACCAAGGCCAAUCAGUGCGACAAAAUUGUGAUACCCGAAAAGAUUGCCAUACGCCUAUUAAACUCAUCGGAAGUCACCGCAGAGCAGUUCUACAAGCACAUCCUCGAACAGUAUCGCAUCCUGAACCACUUGCAAAUGCAGCGCCAGCAGUUCCUGCAGAAGCAGCAUCUGCAGCUGCAGCAGCUGGAGGCAAGCAAUCGCUUCCAGGAGGUGUUCGCCACGGCCACCAUCUACCAGGCGCAUCAGCAACCACGUGAUCCGCUCCAGAAGUCAAAGGCUCUACAGGCUGCCUCGUCGUUGUCCUCCGCCUCCAUCUCCUCCCUCGCCCUGGCCAACAAUAGUAGUGGUAGCAGCAGCAGAGACCCGUUUCGCCUAGAGCCAGCAGUGAAUGGGGACAGCUCGUUGCACCACCUGCCCCUCGUGCUAGACACUUCACCCCCGGCAGAGGGCAACAUUCAGCAUGUGAAGCGGAAGACUCAUCGUGGCCAUUAUAAGCACCAUCGCAGUCGAGCCGGUGCCAAGAAGCUGGCGGAGCGAACUGGCGGAGCCACUGUAACGGUCAGCACUGCAGCCAGCGAGCAGCCAACGGUGGCUGCACCACUCGGCUACAUGGAUGCCCCACUCAAUCCGGCAGCCGGCACCAUCCUGCAGCAGCCGCUGCAGCUUUACACAUCCAUGCCCAUACCGCUCAUCCUCAGUCCGAGCAAUGGGGAGAAACGCCUAUCGCACCACAGCCACAGCCAUGCGCACGGCGAGCGGCGCGGCAUGGGUGGUGCACAGGCCAGACGACGCGCCACCACAGCCACCGUAUCGGGCUACGAUGCGCAGACCUACCUCAAUCCGUUCCUCACCGGCGAGCUCAUCUUCGAGAAGUAAGCAGCUGAGCCACACUCACACUUACACGCACACGCACACAUACACACCGACACAGACACACUCACACUCGCUGAGAGAUACACGUUGAACAUUUGGCCAAAGUUUAGCUAAAGAUACUUUACUUUAAGCAUCUGGCAUCGGCACCGGAUGAGAUGGGGAUCGAGACUCGGACACUGUCAUAUCACACAGUUAUAGCGAGACUUUUACUACUACAACUACAACUACAAAUACUUGCACUCUAGCAGAUGCAUCAGAUAUGACUAUAUAUAUAUAUAUAUCACAUAUACAUAUAUAUAUAUCAGAGUUGGCUUUUCAGAUUUCUUUCUAGGCCCAGUUCACACUGAACUCUAUAUCUAAAUGGCAAAUGAUUUGAUAUAAUUGACCAGCUGCUAAAGUUCCUUGUAAAGCUCAUGUUAGUUGUGCUUCUUCACAGAGGAAUUGUCAAUUGCUGCACUCUUUCGACAAGAGUGGGUCAACAAGUUAACAGAGAGUUGACAUAUGUUAACAGCCACUUUAACUAGCUUGGUUAAUAUUUAACAGCUAGUCAAAUGAGCAGCUAAAUUGAACUUCAUGCUCAUUUUAGAGCAGAUAUUGAUGUUAAAUGGAUUUGAAAUGGAGUUGCGCUCAAAGAAAUUCUAGAACAGCUCUGGUAGAGGUCAUAGACGAUGCACUGCACGGCACCUAGCGACACCUCCCACUACGUAUAUACAAAUAUAUACACACCCAGACAUAUAUAUAUCCAAAUAUUUCAAAGAAAACAACUAUAUAUAUAUAUAUAUAUUUAUAUAUAGAGGGGCUUUACUUAACAUUGAUUCCUACAGAUAUUCUACACACACUCACACUCACACAGAGAGAGACACACUGGCAGCACACGGCGAACGCAAUACUCAAUAAUAGUCAUAGAUGAUACAUAUAUAGUGCAUGCGAUAGUAUCGCAUGCGAACGUUAGUUAGGUACUUACUGACAUAUGUACCUAGACGGGACCCACUCCAAUAGAGCGUCACUCACUGCGGCAAGCAAACGACACCCCACCUAGGACACUGCUUUAAGGCAACAACAAUAACUAGUUAAAAUCGAAAGAUAUAUAGUAUAUAUACAUAUAUGGUAUAAUCACACUCACUAAAUAUCACACACAUAUACAUAGCUAUACGUAUGUAUAUCACUAUAUCACUCACGGCAUCAAAGAUUUCGGAGAGGGUUCGGCUUGGCAUGAAUAUUUCAUAGAUGGAUUACAAUUGUUAACGAUGUUUAUACGAUAUUUGUAUAUAUAAUAUAACACCAAGUGCACAGCACACAUAUAACUAACUACAUACCUAUAUAAGCAGAGAAGAAUAUUUACAUAUAUGUGGAAACUACAAUCUUCAGUUCAGUUACGCAUAGAAAUUGUGAGUGAACAAAUAUCAAAGUUCAUCCAUUUUUUCGCGCUCUCAAAAGUAUGCUACAACAUUUAUAUUUACGAAAUGGAACUUUCAAAUAGUAGUGCGUGUUUUU